This is a messenger RNA of Panicum virgatum (switchgrass), 3368 nucleotides long. RefSeq names its product casein kinase 1-like protein 4. The transcript is spliced from 19 exons. Gene Ontology annotation, molecular function: ATP binding; protein serine/threonine kinase activity. The coding region runs from base 162 to 1421 and encodes 419 amino acids. Lineage: Eukaryota; Viridiplantae; Streptophyta; Magnoliopsida; Poales; Poaceae. The record is from RefSeq and is a predicted model, not a curated record. Gene Ontology annotation, cellular component: cytoplasm; nucleus. Gene Ontology annotation, biological process: signal transduction; endocytosis; peptidyl-serine phosphorylation.
ACCCCCCGCCGCUUUGGCUCGCCUCUCUUCUCUUCCUUCCCCAUUUCGUCGCAGCAGUCCAAACCCUAGUUUAUCCCCCCCCCCCCCCCCCCCCCCCCCCGUCCACCCGACGACGCGGCUCCGAGACGGGGUGAGUUGGGAGAGAGGACUAGGCGGAGGGUAUGGAUCGGAUCGUCGGCAGCAAGUACAAGCUCGGGCGCAAGAUCGGGAGCGGCUCCUUCGGCGAGAUCUACCUAGCGACGCACGUCGACACCUACGAGAUCGUCGCCGUCAAAAUCGAAAGCAGCAAAACCAAUCAUCCGCAGUUGCUAUAUGAGGCCAAACUAUACAAUGCUCUUCAGGGAGGGACUGGUAUUGCAAACAUCAAAUGGUGUGGCAUUGAUGGUGAUGAAAAUAUUCUUGUCAUUGAUUUGCUUGGACCAAGCCUUGAAGAUCUUUUUGUUUAUUGUGGCCGGCGGUUCUCACUGAAGACAGUCUUGAUGCUAGCAGAUCAGAUGAUAACAAGAAUAGAAUUUAUGCAUUCUAAAGGCUAUCUGCACAGAGAUAUCAAGCCUGAUAACUUCCUCAUGGGUCUUGGUCGAAAAGCUAAUCAGGUUUAUGUCAUUGACUUUGGGCUCGCCAAGAGAUAUCGUGACUCAACCACCAAUCGCCAUAUACCUUAUAGAGAAAAUAAAAACUUGACAGGCACAGCUCGCUAUGCUAGUCGCAACACUCAUCUUGGGAUUGAGCAAAGCCGUAGAGAUGAUUUGGAAUCCAUUGGAUACGUUCUUCUGUAUUUCCUCAGGGGAAGCCUUCCUUGGCAGGGCUUGAAAGCAGCCACGAAGAAACAAAAGUAUGACAAAAUAAGUGAGAAGAAGCUUUCAACUCCUAUUGAGGCUUUAUGUAAAUCCCAUCCUGUGGAAUUUGCUUCCUAUUUCCACUAUUGCCAUUCUCUGACAUUUGAUCAGCGGCCCGAUUAUAGUUUCUUGAGACGGCUCUUUCGAGAUUUGUUUGACCGUGAAGGUUAUCAGUUCGAUUAUGUCUACGACUGGACUUUGUUAAAGUGUAAGCAAUCUCAGAAGGCUAAGGCUCAACAAGGAUGCUCACAAGAUGCGGGUGUAAGCAGCCGUCCAGUUACAACGAAUGUGGACAAGCACAAAGUUAAUGUUGUACGCCCGGUUGAAGCUUCAGGUCUGGUUGAAGCGGAGCAACGCCCGGCAAUCAGAAUGCAAUUGAAGCCCAGCGUUGAAAAUAGCCGUUCAAAUAAUCUGCAUCAUGAUAGAUUGAGAGUGGCUGCUAGUCCUGAUAAUGCAUUAAUGCAAUCCACAUCACUUGGCCGUGUUGAUGCUACAAGGAACACUGCAGCAAUCUCAAAAACACAUGGGUCCUUCGAUCCACACACUCGUGGAAGUUACAGUCCUGGGCCUUCUAACCACAUUUAACCUUUGGAGUAUUUAAUUCCUAAAUACAUGGGGGACAUUCAGUAAACAGUUGACUUUAAGUGUUGAUUUUGUUCACCAACCAGACAGCCAAUAUUUUCCUGGGACUUUAUUGGCAUGGUAACAACUUGGUCCACAAUGUGCUGGGGCUGCCUGAUGUGGUUUUCGGAAGAAUCCUGGUCAAAGUUAAAUGCUUUUAUUCCUGAUGCAUGAAGCAAUUGUUGAAAAUAGCUGUCGGGUUUUUAUGGGGACAUCUGUAUUGCUUGAGGGUCCUUUCCAAAUAUAAUAAUGAUGCAUGUAUUCCAUGCUUAAAGGAAACUCGGGAAUUUCACUAGGAUUGCUUUCAUUUUAAUUAGGAGCCAGCAGAAGGGAACAGUGCGUGUGUGCUCUACCCAGUUUGCGACAUGCAACUUGUUUCACUUAAGGUGACAUGAUAUUCGACUUGGAUUGGCUGCAGCUUCCAAUGUGUAUGGUACUAAAUCGCACCAUGCAAAGAUUCCGAAGAGGAAUCUAGGAAAUUUAUGAUUUGGUUUGCAUGCAUGAACUGCUGACUGUUUUGGCUGCUUCACCAGUUUGCCUAUCUGCCAACAAAUGCUUAGGCAUGUGAAAAUUGAUCAAGCUUGUUCAUCCCUGUUACUAUAUUCAACUUUCAAGAGCUACAUACUACAGCUCAAGGGCUCAGGAUAAAGGUUAUUGCAACUCAAUCUACACCAAUCUGUUCGAGAGGAGGGUUUAUGAGCUCAUUUGCACAAGCUAAUGAACCAAAGUGAACAGAAACAAUUCCACUGACAAGGCUACCCCAGUUCUUUGGCAAGUCGGUGUUGUCAAAUGCAUAACAAGAGAUGAAUGGUGUACGGGGUGUAAAUUGGUGACCCAAAGUAGCACAAAUAUUUGAACUAAAGAGGGUUGGAGGUGCACCUAAUUUAGGUCACCAAUUUGCACCCCUACGUUUCAACAAAAACAUUCUUUGUAGACCAGUUUGAAGCAGAGGAACAUACGUGAUACUGGUUCUCCUGGUAAUAGCCCUGGCUCAUGCACCACCUGCCCUCCAAUCAGCUUCACCACCUUGGCGGCCUUGUAGUUGUUUUUGGUACCAGUACCAUUGGUGAUCAGCUUUAACUCAGCAUGAAUCUAAGAGUUAAGCUGCACAACUGCUGCUUGCCGGAUUGCAGUGUGGAGGGAUCAACAUUGUAUACCAGAGCACAUGCGUUUCCUCAUUCGAACUCAAGGGACACUUGUAGGCUAAUUCCAGCACUUAAUUCCUGUCUUCAGGGUGUACCCCAACUUUGCCAGUGGACUGCAGAACUUCACAUAUGAACAUACAUGCUGUUGAGGUCGAAUUUGUCGAAGUAGAUUGUAUCACCUUGUAUUCCUGGUGGCCAUCAUCUUCACUGUAAGUUGUGCACUCACUUACCCAGUCCCUACUACACAGCUCCACUUACUCAAAACCACCACACCAUUGGCCAGACCAGGCCAUUGAGGCUGGCAGCAAUGACCUUUGGACAAUGGAUCCUUAAUUCUUUGUGGCACUGCUUAGCUUUAUGUUUGACGGUUGAUGCUCACUCAGGGCAGUCUGCUCUGCUACUCGGCUCCCACAACCAACCCGUGACCUGUGACCUGUUAGUGGCAGAAUUGUGCACAGGAUUGAAGUGGAACUGUGGAAGUGUGGAAUCAGUGGGUUCUGUUACCUGCGUCGUAUUUGUGAAUCCUACAGAUGCGGGUAUGAAUUUUGCCCCCGUUCUUGGGUUUUGCGGGUCAAGUAGACAACUACAAGAAACGGUUGGUUGGAGAUGAGCUCGUGACACCUGUGGACGUGGUGCAGGUUGAUGCUAGUACAAGUGGCGCGUUGAUCCACCUGUUGAGGAUUUGGGUGUCAAAAUUAAGCAAACAUAAGAGUGCGAAAAACGGACACGUCCCUUGGUAAUGAGACGUCUAUGAUGUCUUAGUUAA